Humulus lupulus (European hop) is the source of this 1819-nucleotide messenger RNA. Its product is annotated as probable alkaline/neutral invertase F. The record is from RefSeq and is a predicted model, not a curated record. Gene Ontology annotation, molecular function: sucrose alpha-glucosidase activity; endo-alpha-N-acetylgalactosaminidase activity. The transcript is spliced from 4 exons. Gene Ontology annotation, biological process: sucrose catabolic process. Lineage: Eukaryota; Viridiplantae; Streptophyta; Magnoliopsida; Rosales; Cannabaceae. The coding region runs from base 1 to 1704 and encodes 567 amino acids.
AUGUCUCCACCGAAGGAUUAUUCUCAUCAAAAUGGAAGAGUUACGUGUCGUGAUCAGACGGUGGUAGAUACGAAUAGCGAAAUUGAAGACUAUGAUCUUCUACGGUUAUUGAAUCGAACUAGACCGUUAAAUAUAGAGAGGAAUAUAUCAUUGGUUGAAAUUAGGUCUUUCUUCGGGGAAAUAUCAAAUGGCCACUUUCACAGAAAUAAUAUUAAUGACAGUCAUCAUCAUCAUGUCUCUUCUCCAGUGAGAAUUAGGUCUGGUUUUAACACGCCCAGAUCCAACGGUUACUAUGAGUCACAUCCGAUUAUUGCUGAUGCAUGGGAAAAGUUGAGGCGAUCAUUGGUUCACUUCCGUGGUCAACCUGUGGGAACUCUUGCUGCUGUGGACCACUCCGUAGACGAACUUAACUAUGAUCAGGUGUUCGUUAGAGAUUUUGUGCCAAGUGCAUUGGCCUUUCUAAUGAACGGAGAGGAAGGAGUAGUUAAAAAUUUUCUUCUAAAGACACUUAGGCUCCAAUCAUGGGAGAAAAUAGUGGACCAGUUUAAGCUAGGAGAAGGAGUAAUGCCAGCAAGUUUCAAAGUGUUACACGACCCUGUAAGAAACUCUGAGACUAUAUUUGCUGAUUUUGGUGAGAGUGCAAUAGGAAGAGUGGCCCCUGUUGACUCUGGAUUCUGGUGGAUUAUAUUACUUCGUGCUUACACAAAGUCCACCGGAGACUCCUCCUUGGCUGAUAUGCCGGAGUGCCAAAAUGGUAUUCGCCUUAUUCUAAGCAUAUGCCUCUCGGAAGGCUUUGACACUUUCCCAACUCUCUUGUGCGCUGAUGGAUGUUGUAUGAUUGAUCGUAGAAUGGGUAUAUAUGGUUACCCAAUAGAAAUACAAGCAUUGUUUUUCAUGGCAUUAAGAUGUGCCCAGCUUUUGCUUAAGAAAGACGAUGUGGGAAAAGAGUUUGUGAAGCUAAUAGACGACCGUCUCCAAGCCUUGAGUUAUCACAUAAGGAGUUACUUUUGGCUAGACCUAAAGCAGCUUAACGAUAUAUAUCGGUACAAAACAGAGGAAUACUCCCACACCGCCGUCAAUAAAUUCAAUGUAAUGCCGGACUCUCUUCCUAACUGGGUUUUUGAUUUCAUGCCUACACGUGGUGGUUACUUCAUCGGGAAUGUGAGUCCCGCUAGAAUGGAUUUUCGCUGGUUUUGCUUAGGUAACUGCGUGGCCAUUAUUUCGUCUUUGGCUACUCCUCAGCAAGCUUCGGCUAUAAUGGAUCUUAUAGAAGCGCGUUGGGAAGAGUUAGUUGGAGAAAUGCCACUUAAAAUAUGCUAUCCGGCUAUUGAAGGUCAUGAAUGGCGGAUAGUAACUGGGUGUGACCCCAAGAAUACUAGAUGGAGUUAUCACAAUGGCGGCUCUUGGCCAGUGCUUAUAUGGCUACUAACGGCAGCGUCCAUCAAGACUGGUCGUCCUCAGAUAGCAAGGCGCGCAAUUGAAUUAGCUGAACACCGGUUGUCAAAGGACCACUGGCCGGAGUAUUAUGACGGUAAGGCUGGAAGGUACGUGGGAAAACAAGCCCGAAAGUUCCAAACAUGGUCUAUUGCAGGCUAUUUAGUGGCUAAAAUGAUGCUUGAAGAUCCUUCUCAUUUGGGGAUGAUAUCACUCGAGGAAGACAAGCAAAUUAAACCCAUUAAAAGAUCAGCUUCUUGGACCUGUUGAUAUACUUAAUUGUUUAGUAGUAAUUGCAUGAAUAAGUAACUUAAAAUAUCAAUUUGCAAAAAAAAUAUGCUCAGUUAUUCGUUAAAAGUAAUUUAUCCUACAAUAUUCAAUAUUU